Danio aesculapii is the source of this 2404-nucleotide messenger RNA. RefSeq names its product bisphosphate nucleotidase 1 (gene bpnt1). Gene Ontology annotation, biological process: phosphatidylinositol phosphate biosynthetic process. Gene Ontology annotation, molecular function: 3'(2'),5'-bisphosphate nucleotidase activity. The record is from RefSeq and is a predicted model, not a curated record. NCBI's taxonomy places the organism in Eukaryota, Metazoa, Chordata, Actinopteri, Cypriniformes, Danionidae. The transcript has 9 exons. Bases 132 to 1061 code for a protein of 309 amino acids.
UGCGCCUUCCGGAUCAGGAGAUUGUCAGUGUUGAACCUGAACCCCGGACCACCCGUUGGACACGGACUGCGAUCAAAAGGUGUGUGUAUCCUGAACUGCAGUGAGGUGUGUUUUCUGCUUCAGGUGGUGUAAUGGCGAGCAAUCCUGCAGUGUUGAUGCGGCUGGUGGCUUCGGCCCACGCCGUGGCAGAAAAGGCGGGAACAAUUGUCCGAAGAGUGCUCCAAAGUGGAGAGCUCGGUAUUGUUGAAAAGACAGGAGCCAAUGAUCUACAGACACUGGCCGACAGACUCGUUCAGAAGAGUAUUUGUGCGUCCUUGUCCAAAAGCUUCCCUAAACUCACUAUUAUCGGGGAAGAGGAAUUACCGGCUGAGACUGUUGAAGAUGACCUGAUAGAGAACGGCCAGAACAGCUUAAUCCUUGAGAAAUCCUGUCCAGAUCAGUAUGCAAGCCUGAAGGAGGAAGAGCUAGUCGUGUGGGUCGACCCUCUUGAUGGAACUAAAGAAUAUACAGAAGGGCUCUUGGAUCAUGUGACAGUCCUCAUAGGCAUUGCUCAUGCAGGAACGGCCAUUGCUGGAGUCAUCAAUCAACCUUUCUACAACUACCAGGUGGGGGCAGGUGCUACUCUAGGCCGGACGUUAUGGGGAGUGUUGGGUUUGGGCGCAUUUGGGUUUCAACUCCAGGAAGUCCCAGAUGGUAAAAGAAUCAUCACAACCACGCGGUCACAUAGCAAUAAACUUGUGAUCGACACCGUUCAAGCCAUGGAGCCUCAUGAUGUCAUCAGAGUGGGAGGAGCUGGGAAUAAGAUCAUCCAGCUGGUGGAGGGAACAGCUUCCGCUUAUGUGUUUGCCAGUCUAGGAUGUAAAAAGUGGGACACAUGUGCACCCGAGGCCAUUCUACACGCAGUUGGAGGUAAACUGACAGACAUGCAUGGGAAUGCAUACAAAUAUGAUGCCAAUGUGAAGCACAUGAAUUCUGCUGGAGUUCUGGCAACAUUGAGAAAUCAUGAGUACUAUUUAAGCAGAGUGCCGCAGGCCGUUCAACAGGCUCUUCCCUCAGACUGAACCAUUUAAGGACACAGUCACACCCUAAACCUAUGUGCCUGAAAGCUAUGAUAUAUCAUUUUUUUCAUUAAAUCUUUAUUCAUUUCUUAAACUUCUAUCAUUUUUUUUCUUUCAAUGAUUCGAUGUACAUUCACAACAUUUUGAGUAGCUUUCAUUAGGGGACCAAAUAAACUAAAUAUGUCAUUUGUAAUAACGCAGGUACAAGUAACUGAAAUAAACUGUCAACAUGUGCAUUUAUAUGCUGUAAAAACACAACAGGUCCUGUUUCAAGCUUUACCAUCUAUUGAUUAGACCAGUGGUUCCCAAAGUGAAACUCAAACACAUCCUAUUAAAAAUCAAGCAGAACUCAAAUACAUAAUAUUAAACUGUUAGAAUUACCAUAUUUUAUAUACAACCUACUGAAGAUAAAACAUAUCAUGUAAAAAAAUACAUGCAAAUGAAAAUCCAUCAGCGUUUCGAUUUUUGUAUUUUUCCCCCAUUGGAUUGGGACCCCUGGGGUGUUUACAUUAGAUUAAUGAGACGGCAGAUUGAUUUAACGACAACAGCUUAAACUGUGGCACCUUUAUGGCAUACAUAAAAAAUUAUAUGAAAUAAUACAGGCCACGACUAAUCAUGGAGAACCCAAAAUUAAACCAAGAAUAAACAUGUGCUGUAAACAUUUUCUGUUAAUAUUACAUUUAACAAAUGAUUAAAUUCCUAUAAAAUAUACACGGUUGCACUUGUGUUAUCAAUAUGCUCGUGUUUAUAUAGGCCUAUUGCUGUAUGUGCUCGGUUAUGUUCUUAUAUAUCCACCUCCGAGGAUAGUGGGGACCGUGAGUCACUGGCUAUGUUAUUUUAGGGGCUCUGGGCUAAACACUUUGGGAACCCAUGAUUUAGACUAGUGGUUGCCAAAGUUGGUUUCGCAGAAUUGUACAUCUAAUUUAGACACUCUCUAAAAUAACACCAUAUAAUAACAAUAUAACAACAUUUUAGAUAUGUGUGUGUAUCAGAGGUAUAUACAGAUGAAGGCAGAAUUAUUUGCCCCCCUGUUAAUUUUUUUCCCCAAUUUCUGCUUAACAGAGUGAAGAUAUAUAUGCAUUUAUACAGAUGUACUUUAGUUGAAUUGGGUUCAACACCCACUACAAAGGGGAGCUAUGCUUUCAAGAAGUUUGGGAACCACUGGUUUAGACCAUAUUAAUAUAUAAAUGAAUGUCUGACAGCGUUCAUUAUUGUCUUUACUUCUUUAACUUCACUCUGUGAUGACUGUGUAAAUGUUGCAUCAGGAAACUGUGAAAUGUGUUAUGAAAUUAGUAUUUUCCAUGUACUGUAAAGCAAUUAAAUAAGUUUAAUAUCACCAAUCAUUA